Molecule: messenger RNA, 312 nt
Organism: Aureobasidium namibiae CBS 147.97
Lineage: Eukaryota; Fungi; Ascomycota; Dothideomycetes; Dothideales; Saccotheciaceae
Exons: 3
Coding region: 1-312 (103 amino acids)
Source: RefSeq, a predicted model, not a curated record
AUGGCCUCCAACCCUUUCAACUCUGCCGACAGCAGCAACGCCAACUCGGGCGCAAAGCAAGAGAAGAUGAAUGUGCACCGCCAGAUGAUGGAGAACAAGCUGCGCGCAAACGGCGACAACGAAGGCAACACUACGAACGCCUACGUAUCUCCAUCGGACGCCAUCAUGAGCCCCGCCAGCCAAAAACUCUCGGGCUUCAAGCAGAGACAGAUGAACAAGUCAAACCCCGUCAAGCCCCGUACACUGUUCGCAAAGACCGCUGCUUCAAAACCCGAGGAAGAAGCCACCGAGACAAAGACCGAGGAGGCUUAG